Marchantia polymorpha subsp. ruderalis is the source of this 702-nucleotide messenger RNA. The record is from the annotation of a GenBank genome assembly. Lineage: Eukaryota; Viridiplantae; Streptophyta; Marchantiopsida; Marchantiales; Marchantiaceae.
AUGCCUUGGUCCUUGUCGUUGUCCGGGUUGCGACUUUUAGUCCACGGCGCUCGGCCUCCGCCUCGGCCACUUGCUCUCUCUCUCUCUUCCUUCCCGAAGGUCCCGAGGGAGCAGGAGCAGGAGGACGAAGGCAGAGAGAGGAGAGUGGGCAGAGAUCCCAGAACGGGAGAAGAAGCUGGAACCUCGGCAAAGACCCAGACACGACGGGAAGAAGCAGCAGCAGCAGCAUCAGGGACAAGCGGAGGGGAGGGAGGGAGGGGGCAGGGGAAGGGAAGUGAGCGGAGAGUGGGGCUGGAGGAGAGGGAGGGAUCUGUUGAGGCUCUUCGGGCUCCUCGGUCGCUGAACUCGAGGACGAGGAGGACGAGGACGAGGGCAGGACGGCGAUUUGAGCGAAGUACAUUGGGAGGUCGAGGGCCCGGAGACGAGGGACGACGGAAACAAGGCAGGUCGUCAGAGAGGACGGGAUCGAGGGGGCAAUCUGUGCGCGGGGCGGGAGUGGAGCGGCGAGAGGUGUGUGUGCGGGGAGGGGAGGCGUGUGUGGGCGCCGGAGGUGAGGUUUCUGUAAAGGUGGGAUGGUUUGUUGAGGUAGAGCGAGGCGGACGAGGACGAGGUGGAGAGGGCGCGGGAGAUAGGGGUGUGGAGGAGGAGGAGGAGGAGGAGGAGCGAGCGAGGGAGGGAUCUAUGCGGCGAAGGAAGGACUGA